ACCAAGGAUAAAAAUAAAGUUCUUUUAAUUCAUGUCUUGUACAAUUUUUAAAAUAUAUAAUUUAGUAAUUAUCUUUACGAGUCAAUUAAUACUUGAGCGAGUUUUUUAAAAAAAUGUACAUUAAUAUGGAGAAGUUAUCAAUUAAUGUUACAUCUAAAAUGUCUUUAACAAGUUUAAAACAGUAUGUAAGCAUUGAAACAGGUAUGUUGCUAACAGACUUUUAUUUGUUGUUAAAUGGAAAAAUUUUAAGAGAAAAUAUGGUUCAAAAUAGUAUUGUACAUAUUAUACCUCGAGUUCUGGGAGGGAAAGGAGGAUUUGGUUCAAUGCUACGAGCAAUUGGUGCCCAAAUUGAGAAAACUACAAACCGUGAAGCUUGUAGAGAUCUUAGUGGUCGCCGAUUACGUGAUAUAAAUGAAGAAAAACGAGUAAAAGAUUUUUUAGCAAAAGGAGGUCCUAGUACAGAGGAUCCUGAAGAACGUAAAAAACGUAAAUUACAACGUCUACGUCAAGCACCAAAAACUGAAUUUAAGGAUGAGCACUAUGAAAAACAUACAUCUGAAAUGACAGAAUCAGUUUCUGAUGCAGUAGAGUGUGGAUUAAAGGCAGGUACAUCAGAAAUUCCCAUAAAGAAAAAAACCAAAGCCAAAAGAUAUUUUGAUUCUGAUUUGGAUACAGAUAGUAGUGAUGAAUCAGAUCAAGAAAAGGUAUCAACAGAAUCAAAAGAAACUGAACUAGAAGAAACAGAACAGAGUACUAAAAGAAAAAGUUUAGAUUUGGAAGAUAAUGAAAUAGUUAUAACUAAGAAAAUGAAAGUUUAGUAUUUUUAAUUAAUUUAAAUAUACUGUUUAUGAAACCUUAUAUAAUCCAAUCGAUACAAUAAAAAUUUGUAUAUUUUUUUUUAAUAA
Messenger RNA from Sipha flava (yellow sugarcane aphid), 905 nucleotides. RefSeq names its product replication stress response regulator SDE2. The record is from RefSeq and is a predicted model, not a curated record. Bases 114 to 818 code for a protein of 234 amino acids. Gene Ontology annotation, cellular component: nucleus. The transcript has a single exon. Lineage: Eukaryota; Metazoa; Arthropoda; Insecta; Hemiptera; Aphididae.